CUUUGGCUCUCAUCCUGGAACACCAAAAAAAGUAGGAAAAGGUCAGGCAGCCUUGAGCGCGGGGUGCUUGGCCAGGCUCUCUGUGCUGCUUGCAGCACCUCCGCCAGUCCUCAGCCGCUGGUCCUCCCGCCUUGAGUGUGGAACACGUCUGUUUUACCCCUGCGCUGGGAAAGAAAGCCUCAGUCCCAAGGGAGGUGAGGCGUCUGCUGGGGGGAGGGAAGAGAUUGCUGCUACCUGCAGGCUGCUCCCUACCCCCCAACCCCAACCCAGGCGCCUGCUUUCGUCCCCUCCUCUCCUGCUUUUGUCCCCUACCCCCACCUCCGUAUUGGUGCUGGUUUGCAGCGCUUGGCUCCUGCGCCUCCGCUUCUUGUUUGAAUCUGGCUCGCCCCUCCGUAUUAUGUCUGCACUCCGAAGGAAAUUUGGGGACGAUUACCAGGUAGUGACCACUUCGUCGAGCGGCUCGGGCUUGCAGCCCCAGGGGCCAGGACAGGGCCCGCAGCAUCAGCUUGUACCCAAGAAGAAGAGGCAGCGGUUCGUGGACAAGAACGGCCGGUGCAAUGUGCAGCAUGGCAACCUGGGCAGUGAGACCAGUCGCUACCUCUCGGACCUCUUCACCACCCUGGUGGACCUCAAGUGGCGUUGGAACCUCUUUAUUUUCAUCCUCACCUACACUGUGGCCUGGCUCUUCAUGGCGUCCAUGUGGUGGGUGAUCGCUUACACCCGGGGCGACCUGAACAAAGCGCACGUUGGCAACUACACUCCCUGUGUGGCCAAUGUCUAUAACUUCCCCUCUGCCUUCCUGUUCUUCAUCGAGACCGAGGCCACCAUCGGCUAUGGCUACCGCUACAUUACGGACAAGUGCCCCGAGGGCAUCAUCCUCUUCCUCUUCCAGUCCAUCUUAGGCUCCAUCGUGGACGCUUUCCUCAUCGGCUGCAUGUUCAUCAAGAUGUCCCAGCCCAAGAAGCGCGCCGAGACCCUCAUGUUCAGUGAGCAUGCGGUGAUCUCCAUGAGGGACGGAAAACUCACUCUCAUGUUCCGGGUGGGCAACCUGCGCAACAGCCACAUGGUCUCCGCGCAGAUUCGCUGCAAGCUGCUUAAAUCUCGACAGACACCUGAGGGUGAGUUCCUUCCCCUUGACCAACUUGAACUGGAUGUAGGUUUUAGUACAGGGGCAGAUCAACUUUUUCUUGUGUCCCCUCUCACAAUUUGCCACGUGAUCGAUGCCAAAAGCCCCUUUUACGACCUGUCCCAGCGAAGCAUGCAAACUGAACAGUUCGAGGUUGUGGUCAUCCUGGAAGGCAUCGUGGAAACCACUGGCAUGACUUGUCAAGCUCGAACGUCAUACACUGAAGAUGAAGUUCUUUGGGGUCACCGUUUUUUCCCCGUCAUUUCUUUAGAAGAGGGGUUCUUUAAAGUUGAUUACUCCCAGUUCCAUGCAACAUUUGAAGUCCCCACACCUCCGUACAGUGUGAAAGAGCAGGAGGAGAUGCUUCUCAUGUCCUCCCCUUUAAUAGCACCAGCCAUAACCAACAGCAAAGAAAGACACAAUUCUGUGGAGUGUUUAGACGGGCUAGAUGAAAUUAGCACAAAACUUCCAUCCAAGCUACAGAAAAUUACUGGGAGAGAAGACUUUCCCAAAAAACUCCUGAGGAUGAGUUCCACAACUUCAGAAAAGGCCUAUAGUUUGGGUGAUUUGCCCAUGAAACUCCAACGAAUAAGUUCGGUUCCGGGCAACUCUGAAGAAAAACUGGUAUCUAAGACAACCAAGAUGUUAUCUGAUCCCAUAAGCCAAUCUGUGGCUGAUUUGCCACCAAAGCUUCAAAAAAUGGCUGGUGGACCUGCCAGGAUGGAAGGGAAUCUUCCAGCCAAAUUAAGAAAAAUGAACUCUGACCGCUUCACAUAGCAAAACACCCCUUUAGGCAUUAUUUAAUGUUUUGAUUUAGUAUUAGUCCAAUAUUUGGCUUACAAGAUAAUCCUCCCUGUGAAAUCUGAGAGGUCUAUCUCCCUCCAGCGAGUAUAUGAGAGAACUCUUCAUUCCAGUGUUGUUACCGUGCAGAACAUGAGUCAUGAAGGGAGGCCACCAUAAGGAAGUUGUUAGUGGGCAUGUAUUAUCACACCAAGCAUGCAAUAAUGUGCAGAUUUUGCAUUUAGUUUUAUGGCAUGAUUUAUAUAUGGCAUAUUUAUAUUGAAUAUUCUGAAAAAUAUAUAAAUAUAUAUUUGAAGUGGAGAUAUUCUCCCCAUAAUUUCUAAUAUAUGUAUUAAGCCAAACAUGAGUGGGUAGCUUUCAGGGCACUAAAAUACAUACAUACAUACAUACAUACAUACAUACAUACAUACAUACAUACAUACAUACAUACAUUCGCACACAAUACACUUAUAUAUAACAUACCCAUACAAACAUAUAUAUCUAAUAAAAAUUGUGAUGUUUUGUUCAAAUUUGUAUUUCUUGUGCAUGUUUACUUUAUUAGACUAGGGAGGCUGCUGGCAUUGAUUAUGAAUACCAAAUAUUUUAGCCUUAAAUUAUUUGUUAUUUAAUAAUCUGAUUUAAUGUUUUCUGCUGUUAAGAUCAUGGGAUCUUUCAACUGUACUUUAUCCUGAAAGAUUAGCAGAAGGUUGUGGUGUUUCUGACACCAUGGAGAUAUCACUAUUAUGUAUUUAAUUUGUAAAUUUUAGAGUGUGCCAGUACCUGGCACACAUCAUUAAACUUUUCUUAUGAUUUUUAGACCGCACUAGAACUUGGGGGUGGGGCGAGUAAAUAAAAGUUGAUCAAUUCGUCAAUUAGGCUUUUCCUAGACCAGCUAAUACUGGAAGCCGAAUUUGUACACAGUUUAAUAAAAAUCUGAGCUCUGAACAAAUGCUGGAUCAUUGGAAUAGUAGAGAGAUUAUUUUGAAUACUUCAGGCUGUGUGAAAUUUAUAGGGUAAUGGGUGGCUAUUUCAAAAUGAGUUGGUUGCAAAUGUUUUCUUCUUUUUUCUGGAAUUCUUGUCAUCCGUAACAAGACCUGUAGAUCUUUUGAGAGACAUGACAGUGCAAAGAAAUACAUGAUAAAUGCUGGUGUUGAAUAUGCCUAGGAGAGACUCUUUUAUGUCGCCUUCUUGUUUAUGGCAUUUGUUGUGAAACGAGAAACUUCUUCCUCAUCUGGAGCACUUACCUCAGGUCUGUUACUAGUAAUUUAACACAGAUCUGAGAGAAAUUAAAAUUGAAUGAAUUGACAAUGCUUUGUACACUCAGGAUUUUUUUUGUUUUGUUUUGUUUUGGUGUUGAACAAUUAUUUUUAUUGAUGCCUUGGAUCCCUGGCCUCCAGAAUAAUUUUAGCAGUACUAUUUUUAACCGUCAACAUCUGGUCGGUAUCAAACAUGAUCGGUAGUACACAUUUAGCACAAAGGUUUAGAAUGAAAAAUAUUUUUUUUGAAAAAUAAAAAAAUACUUCUUAGCAGACUCGUAUGCAUUUUCCUAUACAAUUUCUCUGAAGUUUUCAAUCCAACUUAGCCCAGAGUUAACUCACCUCUCAUUAAUAUAUAAAUCACUGAUGGAUGGUUUGAGCACACAGUAUUCCUUAUUGCUUGCCAAUCCUGUGAUAACUUUAUUAGAGACAAAUUAUGACAUCUGCAGUAUAUCAUCCAUUAUAUCUUCUGGCUACCUCUGUAUCAUCCAAAUUCUGUAGGUGCAAACACAUAACAGGGAAUUACUACUGGAAAAAUGAUCAACUUUAGCAUCCAUCCACUGUGAAUAGAGCAGUUGCCCUACCCCUUGAUCACCAAUUGUUCUUAUUUGCCAGAUGAAGAUGAUGAAAUAUCAGUGACAGGAAAUGGGGACCAGUGGGUAUGGUCUGCUUAGCAGUGGAGGAGGCUGCAGAGAUCAUUUCGUCCAACACCUUAAAACUAUACAGAGCCAUAAACCCUUUGGAGAGUCUUUUUAAUUUGUUUUUGGUAUUGUGAAGAAGAACCAAAAACAAACUCUCUGAAUUUAUUCACUUAACAAAAUUUUUUGCAUGCCUUCUUUGUCCUAGGCAUUGUUGUUUUACUUUUGUUCCUGGGGAUUUGACAUGUACACUGUAUCAGCAGGGAGUGUAGGGAGAGAGAAUGAGGGAGAGGGAGAAAGGGGAAGGACAGGGACAGGGUUUCAGAGGAGAGCAUCCAGUAGUCAAUAUUUCAAACACGAGUAUGAACACAAGAUAGAAAUGGAAAUGAUUGUGGGCUGUUAACUAUUCAUAAGAUGAUACUUAGAGAGUUGGUUAAUGUUUAACAUUAGGACUGAAAACUUAAUGAUAUGAAAAGAACCAGUGUUGCCAAAAUAAAUCAAUUUAAGAGAACAGUACACUUUUACCUUUUCCGCAUACGUGUGGGAACAGUAUGAUUUCUGCAUGUACUUGCAGUUUAAUCCCUAUUUCUAGGUUGGUCAUAGGAUCCAGUCUGCCCAGGAAAAUUACAGUUUAUACUUGUUGUACUUGUGUAGUUAUUAGUAGCCCUCUCUUUGAUUACUAUUAUGUCCUGGUUUGGAUGAUAUAUGGUAAAGUUUUGUUGACACUAACAAAAUUAUCAAGUCUAAUAUAUUUGGAAAAAAUAAAGAAUUGCUUUAC
Messenger RNA from Psammomys obesus (fat sand rat), 4578 nucleotides. It is a transcript of the gene Kcnj3, whose product is annotated as potassium inwardly rectifying channel subfamily J member 3. The coding region runs from base 398 to 1903 and encodes 501 amino acids. Gene Ontology annotation, cellular component: plasma membrane. Gene Ontology annotation, molecular function: G-protein activated inward rectifier potassium channel activity. The transcript has 4 exons. Gene Ontology annotation, biological process: regulation of monoatomic ion transmembrane transport; potassium ion import across plasma membrane. NCBI's taxonomy places the organism in Eukaryota, Metazoa, Chordata, Mammalia, Rodentia, Muridae. The record is from RefSeq and is a predicted model, not a curated record.